This is a messenger RNA of Pyrgilauda ruficollis (rufous-necked snowfinch), 1486 nucleotides long. It is a transcript of the gene CCDC28A, whose product is annotated as coiled-coil domain containing 28A. The record is from RefSeq and is a predicted model, not a curated record. Lineage: Eukaryota; Metazoa; Chordata; Aves; Passeriformes; Passeridae. The transcript has 4 exons. Bases 408 to 980 code for a protein of 190 amino acids.
UGCGCGCCGCGGCGGGGCGGGGGGCGCGGGGACAGGGCUGAGGCCGGGCGGGGAGGCUCCGUCCUGAUCCCGCUGCUCCCGGACCGCAGCCCGCGUCCCGAGCCUCCGCGGUAAUGAAGCGGCUGUACGCGGCUGCGGCUGCCCGGGCUGCGCGCAGGGGUCUCCUCAUCCCGGGAGGUAGCGGCGGGUCCGCGAUGGCGCCCGGGGGUCACGUCGCCGUGCCCUCGGCGCCCUCUGCCCCUUCCGAGGUGUAACGGGGGUCAGAGGCGUUUCCCCGGCGAGGAGGUGGCGAGGAGCGCCCGGUAACCGCACACGGUGGGCUGUGCGUGCGGGGCUGGGCAGGGCCCGUCGGCAGUGCCGGAGUAAUAACAUUACAACAUUGGUCUAGAUGCAGUAAAUUGGAAGAAAUGGAAGAAAGGAAGAUCAAGAGGAGGAGCCCCAAAUCAUCUUCCAGUCACUCUGCUCAGGUUGCUAACUCCAAGAAAAGCUCAGUGCCAGUCAGUAAAAGUACAGCCUUUUCCAACCCUGCCCCACAGCCUGCCGUACAAAAACCAAAGUUAAAACGCGUAAUCAAAGAGAAAGCCAAACCUCCAGGAGGUGAAGCAAAAGGGGCACAGGCAGCACCAAUCCAGCAUUCUUUUCUCACAGAUGUAUCAGAUGUCCAGGAAAUGGAAAGGGGACUUCUGAGUCUCUUGAAUGACUUCCACUCUGGCAAACUUCAGGCAUUUGGAAAUGAAUGUUCCAUAGAGCAGAUGGAGCACGUGCGGAGUAUGCAGGAGAAACUUGCUCGCCUCAAUCUGGAGCUCUAUGGGGAGAUGGAAGAACUCCCUGAAGAUAAAAGAAAACUAGCCAGUGAUUCCAACCUGGAUAGACUGCUGUCAGAUGUAAGUACUGGGAAGGCAGAAAUCACGGAACUUAGCCCACAGCAAAGCUUGGUUCAGGAAAACCCCGCUCCUGUGCGUGCAGUGAUUUGCAGUUGAGGAGAACGUAGCUCUUCAAUGAACCAAGAUGCAGCCUGCCCUCCUUUUGGUUCUGAGAAAACACAGGAGCUGUUUUCAUUUGUCACAGCUGCUGGUUGCUUUGGGGCAGGGAGCAGGCUGGCUGCAAGCUGCCCGAGCAUGUCAGCCUGCUUAGGGACAGCCCAUGUACUAGGGAACUACAACCAGUUUCCCUGCAGUCCAUCCUCCUGCCUCUGGGGAAGGUGACACAUAACAAGGAAUAUAGAUCUGUAUAUUCUGCAGUUUAUCUAGUGUAUUUCCAUAAAAAACAGAACUGUUAAAAUGUCUUUAAAUUUCUUGAGAUCAGUAGAUUUAAACUUAAUUUGGAACUUAGCUCAUUGUAUAGAAUUUAGUGUAGGUUUGAUUUGAUUUUUGUAAGAAAUCAUACAUUUCAGCCCAAACUCUUAGUUAUUUCCUUCAUUGUUUUAAUGUAUUUAUUUCAGCAUAGCAGCAUAAUUGUUGCAUAUCUUUGGCUAACAGAAGUGCUA